GCGUCGUCCAAACAGGGCAAUAUUUUACUGCAGCAUCAAAACAGUGCUUCUCCACCAAGCGCGAGCUCACAAGAAGAGUCCCUGCAGAUGAAAACAUGAAUCUCUAAGCACCAUCAGUGUGAGAAGGCAAAGGGAUUAUCAGGAACGUAAUUUCUGAGAAUUAUUAUAUUUUAGAUUGUUAUGAAAGUGUAAAAGAUUUUUCAACCAAUCCUUCUUUUCUGGAGAAUCAAUUAUCCAAGAAAACUAGCUGCUGAAGAUCUUCAAGAUUGCGUUUUCACGACGAAGCGUCAAAAUAAGCUCACGUUGAAGAUGAACAUCCAAAACAGCAGUUAUUUAGACAGACCUGAAGGCAACAAAGACUUGGAUGCACCUGAAAAACCUUUAUUUGGCAUAGGCAACGACAACUUCGUAACGCUUCUGAUCUUUGGAAUAAUUUUUAUUCUAGGCGUCCUGGGAAACUCUCUGGUUAUUACUGUUCUGGCUCAACGCAAACCUGGACAACAACGAAGCACCACCAACAUAUUCAUCCUCAAUCUCAGUGUGGCAGAUCUGUCCUAUCUGCUCUUCUGCAUCCCCUUUCAGUCAACAGUUUAUAUGCUGCCCACGUGGAACCUGGGUGCCUUUAUCUGCAAGUUCAUCCACUACUUUUUCACCGUGUCCAUGUUGGUGAGCAUCUUCACUUUAUCAGCCAUGUCGGUAGACAGGUAUAUCGCCAUAGUGCACUGCAGAAAGUCCUCUUACAUUCGAGUUGGGAGGCAUGCAUUGAUCGGGGUGCUGGUCAUAUGGGUGCUCUCUUUCGCCAUGGCCACACCAGUUGCCUACUACCAGGGUAUCGUGGAAAGUGAGGACAACAGCACGUUUUGCUGGGAAGUUUGGCCAGAUCACAGCAGGAGGAAAAUCUAUGUGGUGUGCACCUUCGUCUUUGGAUACGUGCUACCGUUGAUUCUGAUAUCUUUCUGUUAUGCCAAGGUCCUGAAUCAUUUGCAUAAAAAGUUAAGAAAUGUCUCCAAAAAGUCUGAGGCAUCAAAAAAGAAGACUGCUCAGACAAUUCUGGUGGUUGUGGUGGUCUUUUGCCUGUCCUGGCUGCCUCAUCACGUGGUGCACCUGUGGGUCGAGUUUGGCUCCUUCCCCCUGAACCAGGCAUCCUUUGUGCUCCGUGUGGCAGCUCAUUGUCUGGCCUACAGCAACUCAUCUGUUAAUCCUGUUAUCUAUGCGUUCCUCUCAGAGAACUUCAGGCAGGCGUAUAAGCAGGUGUUCCGUUGUCAGGUGGCUUCUGAGUGCCCUACAAAUGAGACCAGAGAGAUGAAGAGCAAGAUAGAGCCAGCACCGUCCACCAACUGCACCACUGUGUAAUUUCUGCAGCUGUUAUGCUUGUCAUAAUUUAUGAUGGUUUACAAAUGCUUAGAAAUUGCUUAAAGUCUGUGUAAAGUCAAUUCUGAGAAUUGUUUCUAAACACAUUUGUUAGAAAUGCAUUGCGGAAAUAUGUUACAAAAACUGUGAACUAUGUAGUACUUAAAUGUGGAGUUAAACAGUUAAACAGGUUUUCACCAUUUUCGUGUAUGGGAUUUUUUGCGCGAGGCUAAAAUCAUGACUCCAUGUCAUAAGCAUGGCCCUUCCCCUAACACUAUGAUGUGUGUUCGACUUGAAGCAGCACUGCACAGAUCGAUUGGUGUGUGACAUCAAAGUUAAGAGCAAUAUAGAGUGCAGACGGCUCCUCAUGCUUUUGAAUCGCUCUCGUGUCAUACAAUGAUCGUUCUGCACAACCCUGCUUCAAGUCGAACACACCUAAUAACUACAGGGCAGAGGUUUGCCCGCUCAAUUGCGAGUUACUGCUGUUCAUUACUACAGCCUAGAGGUUGCUAGCUGGCUAUGCCUUCGUCACGUCAAUGCAUAAUACCUGGUUGCAAUAAUUUACAAAACAGCUCUU
Cyprinus carpio (common carp) is the source of this 1927-nucleotide messenger RNA. Its product is annotated as galanin receptor type 1-like. NCBI's taxonomy places the organism in Eukaryota, Metazoa, Chordata, Actinopteri, Cypriniformes, Cyprinidae. Gene Ontology annotation, biological process: G protein-coupled receptor signaling pathway; positive regulation of cytosolic calcium ion concentration; negative regulation of adenylate cyclase activity. Gene Ontology annotation, molecular function: galanin receptor activity. Gene Ontology annotation, cellular component: membrane. The record is from RefSeq and is a predicted model, not a curated record.